AUGGCUUCGCUUGCCCCUCUGGGCGCGCGAUCCAUGCAUGCCGGUGGCAGCUUGAACAUCCCCAAGCCCACCAACGAGCCCAACAGCAUUAACAACGAGGCCCAGCGUAAUGCCACGCUCGCCAAGGUGGCCGAGCUGCGCAAGGGUAAGCUCGACGUGCCUCUCAUCAUCAAUGGCAAGGAGGUGAGGACUGGCAACACUGGCGAUAUCAGGCCGCCGCAUGACCACCAGCACCUGCUCGGCGUCUACCACAAGGCCGGCGAGAAGGAGGUCAAGGAGGCCAUCGAGGGUUCUCUCGCUGCCCACAAGCACUGGCGCAACCUCGCGCCCGAGCACCGCCUGGGCAUCUUCAUGAAGAUGGCGUCGCUGCUGGCGACCAAGUAUAGGCCGCUCCUCGCGGCGUCGACGACGCUCGGCCAGGGCAAGAACCUGUUCCAGACCGAGAUCGACACGCCGUGCGAGGCCAUCGAUUUCCUCAACUUCAACGCCCACUACGCCGAGCAGAUCUACAACGAGCAGCCUGCUUCCGAGUACGUCGACCCCUACGGCCGCGGAUCAGUGCGGGCGUGGAACCGGGUGGAGUACAGGCCGCUCGAGGGGUUCACCUACGCCGUGACGCCGUUCAACUUCACCGCCAUCGCGCUCAACCUGGCCACCGCGCCUGCCAUGCUGGGCAACACGGUCGUGUGGAAGCCCUCCGACCACGCCAUCCUCUCCAACUACUACCUCACCCAGCUCUACAAGGAAGCCGGCGUGCCGGACGGUGUGAUCAACUUCAUCCCGGGUGACCCUCAGCUGGUGACCAAGGUGGUCCUGGAGAACCCCAAGCUCUCCGCCAUCCACUACACCGGCUCCACCGAUGUCUUCAGGCACCCGCGCACCUUCAUGCUGUUGUGGAAGGGCCUGGGCGACAACAUCGACCGCUAUGCCAACUACCCUCGCCUGGUCGGUGAGACCGGCGGCAAGAACUUUGUGUUCGUGCACCAGUCGGCCGACAAGGACGCCGUCGUGACGGCGCUGCUUCGCGGUGCCUACGAGUUCUCGGGCCAGAAGUGCUCCGCUGCCUCCAGGGCCUACGUGCCGGCGAGCAUGUGGAAGGAGCUCAAGGGCAAGCUCGUGGAGGGCAUCAAGAGCUUCAAGGUGGGCAACCCGGAGGAGCUGGACACGAUGGUGGGACCGGUGAUCCACAAGGCCUCGUUCGAGCGCUGCAAGUCGUUCAUCCAGACUGCCAAGUCCGACUCGAACACCUACACCAUCCACGCUGGUGGCGUGUGCGAUGAUUCCAAGGGCUACUUCGUGCACCCGACCCUCGUGGAGACCAAGGACCCGCACGGCGUGCUGAUGGAGAAGGAGAUCUUCGGCCCCAUCCUCACGGUCUACGUGUUCCCCGACGAGCAAAUCGAGGACACCCUCCACAUGGCCGAGAAGUCCACCUACGGUCUGACCGGCUCCAUCUUCGCCAACGACAGGUACUUCGUCAAGAAGGCCAUGGACGUGCUGGAGUAUGGCUGCGGCAACCUGUACAUCAACGACAAGCCCACGGGCGCCGUGGUGGGCCAGCAGCCGUUCGGCGGGUCGAGGGCGUCGGGAACCAACGACAAGGCGGGCGGCAAGCACAACCUGCUGCGCUUCGUCAACGUGCGCUCCAUCAAGGAGAACUUCGUGCCCGACACCAACCCCUUCUACCCCUACAUGUCCGCCCCCAAGCACUGA
This is a messenger RNA of Acanthamoeba castellanii str. Neff, 1713 nucleotides long. Its product is annotated as 1pyrroline-5-carboxylate dehydrogenase. NCBI's taxonomy places the organism in Eukaryota, Discosea, Longamoebia, Acanthamoebidae. Gene Ontology annotation, cellular component: cytoplasmic side of plasma membrane. The record is from RefSeq and is a predicted model, not a curated record. Gene Ontology annotation, molecular function: L-glutamate gamma-semialdehyde dehydrogenase (NAD+) activity. Bases 1 to 1713 code for a protein of 570 amino acids. The transcript is spliced from 13 exons.